Messenger RNA from Lottia gigantea (owl limpet), 1017 nucleotides. RefSeq lists its product as hypothetical. NCBI's taxonomy places the organism in Eukaryota, Metazoa, Mollusca, Gastropoda, Lottiidae. The transcript is spliced from 4 exons. Gene Ontology annotation, molecular function: calcium channel regulator activity; GTPase activity; GTP binding. The record is from RefSeq and is a predicted model, not a curated record. Bases 1 to 1017 code for a protein of 338 amino acids. Gene Ontology annotation, cellular component: plasma membrane.
AUGCCUGCGAAUACCUGUGUAAUCGUCACCCCUGACCGGGAAAUAGCCUCGGCACCACAUUCCAGAUCAUGUAGCUUUCGGAACAGACCGAAACCCAAAAAUUUGGAAUUGGCAAAGGGUCGACCAAGGACGAAUAGUAUGCCUAAUUGUCAGACUCUACAAGUUCCAGGAAUGGAAGGAUUUGAUAACACUGACGACUCAAAGUUAUGCCGAGUUCGAUCAUUUAAAACAACGUCCAAAGGUGUCGUAAAUCGCGGCGAUUCAUUCAAAAAAAGUAAUCAAAGUUUGAAAUCAACCGGUAGUACCAGACGUGACAAGGAAAAGCGAUUUCGUAGCCCAAGUGAAACGUCAAAUAACUCUCAUAGCACAAACAGUUCUUCACAAAUCAGUUAUUUCAAGGUGGCCAUUAUUGGAGGGGCAGACUCCGGAAAAACGACCUUAACUAGCCAACUUUUAACAUCAGAACAUAUGGGUUAUGAAGUAGCAACACCUGAUGGCGAAGAUAAUGAAACAUCAAUUUCAGUAUUAUUAGAUGGUGAAGAGUCCAUGAUGGAAUUUAUAGACGAUCCGAAGUUUGCCGAGUACUUAGAAAUCAAAGCGGAUGCUUUUGUUGUGGUAUUUUCUAUCAUUGACCAUCCAUCAUUUGUAGCCGCAGCCAACCUGGUCCGUCAUUUACGAGUGACCUUGGGCACAGAUCGAGUCAUCAUGCUUGUGGCUAAUAAGACGGAUUUAGUGCGACAAAGAAAAGUAUCUGCUAAUGAAGCUCGAGUGAUUGCCAUGAAGUACGAUUGUAAAUAUCUGGAAACGUCAGCAGCAUUGAACCAUUAUAUCGAUGAACUAUUGGUUGGCUGUCUCAGUCAAAUCCGUAUCAAACUCAGCCUUCCAGCCAAUUCCAGAUCCUCACAUUCAGCAAGCAAAAAGCCGUCCUCGCCAAGAAAAGCAUUUUCCUUUCUAAGCCGAUUAUUCAAACGAAAUGGAAGAAAAACAAUGUCAUGUGAUAAUCUUUAUAAUUCUUAA